GGUGCUUGCGUACCAUCAGCGCAUGUUAGCUAAAAUAAUCAAACAACAACAUUUUACAUAUAUUUCUUAACGCUACUGGAGACAUAUUGCAUUAAUGGAGGUUAUUGGGUCAAUAGAGAAAAUAAACGACCCAAGCCCACCUCUUUCAUCUCUUCGCCUGCUGGUGCCCCCACUGCAGCUUCUGUCUGCUGCAAUGUGGCAGCUGGCGAAGCAGAAAGAUGUGAUGAAUUAUGAGAAGCUGCAGGAGUUUGUGUUUAUGGUGACUGAGGCAGUCCCUGAACUGAUCAACCUCAGGCAGAGAGCCCAGCUCAUUCUGGGUCUAAGAGCGAGGCUCAUUCUGGAACAUUGCAAAGAUUCAGCUCGGGGGUCUGUUGAUUCUCAAUUGAUCCAGAGAUAUUUGGAUAGACUUCCAAUUACGUCUGCAAACACAGAUUACAGGGAUGCUGAGGUGCAAACAACAGAGUCCACUUUCAUUGCACUUGUUCAGAGCCUGCUGAAAGAUCCAGUUGAGAGAGCUUAUUUCUUUCAGGAGGUGUUCCCAGUGGAGUAUGGGCCACAAUUUGAUUCUGCUUUGCACGUGUUAUUGUGGGAGCUGCUCUCAAAAUUGGAGAAGCUGCUUCCAGUACCAGACUUGAAACAGACUGUGACCUGGCUCGGCUCGGCUCCUUCUCUGUUGGAGAAAUGUGUUCAGUCGUCACCUGAAGAGCUGGGCUUAACCUUCAAGCACUACAAAAGUUCGGGACUACUGAAAAUGCCAUAUGGCCCUUCAUCCACCAUCGGUAGCUGCAUCAUGUCUGCUUUAUCAAUUCCUCCGUCGCAAAAGACAAACAUCUCUGCUGGACUGGAAUCAAUCCACAACUACGCAAACAUGCUACAGCCCAUCACUUUAAUUGGACUAGAUGGUUACAGUUUUGUUGCCGUCUAUACCGAAGAGGAAGUUCAAGCCUCUAAAGUAGAUGAAGAAAUGAUCGAGUCAGCUGAAGUGCAAGUUCAAACUGACUUCUACGAGGAAGAGAUAGUGGCUGUUAGCGCAGAUAACGCCAGCGGUGAAGAGGCUACUAACUUGAGGGCGGAAGAAACAAGUGAGACUGUGGAUGUCGCUAAAGCUCUGGACACCCUGACAAAAACGUUUGCCCUAAGGAAGGAGAGCCUCGGCCAAGAUGUUGUUACAGGAAAAAGUAACGAGUCACCUUUUAAUGAUGGGCUUCAGUCAGGAAAUGAAGCAGAUGAAAUAAAAACACAUAAAACGAACGACAAAACAGCAAAGAAAAUAGAAAAUGUUGAAGAGGUGAAGGAGGAUCUUCCUCCUGGAGGCAUAGUGAGCAAUAUAAACCCUUUUACAGACUUGAAUGAUGACCAUGAGUCUUCUGUCCAUGAAGACAUGGCAGAUGUCCUCAGUGAGGCCUCUGAAACACAAGAGUCUUCUCCCGGCUCAGCUAAUGUACGCCGAUCCAAUCGUCUACAAAAGAAGACGUCACCCAAUUGUCAGGAGAUGGAUCAAAUCCAGAGGUCAUCCACGGAAAGCAGUGAAGAACCACAAAAUUGCGCUUUCAAAGCGGAAUCAUCCGUUGCCCCCUCUGUUAUAGCCAUCAAAGGAAUUGACAAAGGUGAUUCGGACGAUAUGACAUCCAUCAUCUUCACGUGCUCUCAGUGUCCCUUCCACACGUCGGACGAUAACAGCCCUGCUCACUUCCACAUGCAGAGCGUUAGCACUGAAGUAUACAGGACUCUCGCAGGAGCCAAAAUGACUCCUUCUCCCUCCAGCACAGAUGAAAUAUUUACAUCCAUUAAACUUUUCCCCAAAGGAAACACACAGGAGAGCAACGCAGAACAACCAGAAAAUCAAAGCAAAGAAAAUGUGACUCCGAGCAAGCAGAAGGCCCUUUCAUGUAACACGUGUGGCAAGACGUUCACACGGCCGUCAGACGUGAGGAGACACCAGCUGACGCACACUGGAGAGAGGCCGUUCCACUGCUCCCAGUGUGACCGAACCUUCCAGCACUCGUGGGAUCUGGCCAAACACGAGAAUAAAAAUCACGGCGCUGCCAUUUCCUUCACCUGCCAGCUGUGCGGGAGCUCCUUCGCCAACCUCCGUGCCCUGACCGUCCACCAUAAGAAGUCUCACUCUAAGGAGAUCCAGCUUCCUCAGAUCUGCUCCAUCUGCAGUCAAAGCUUCGCCACUUCCUCCGAGCUUCACGAGCACAGGAAGUCUCACGUCACCAACAAACGCUACAUCUGCCAGCAGUGCGACGAAGGCUUCGAUUCCCUGCUUGCUCGCUCUCAACACCGAGAGAUGCAUAAAGUAAAGAGUGUGUUUAAGUGUCCGCAUUGUGAGAAAACAUACACACGGAGAUCUGAUGUAAAGAGGCAUCUGUCCACACACACUGGGGAACGACCCCAUCAGUGUAAUCAGUGCAAAAAACGGUUCUCGCUCCGCUUCAUGUACAUGAAACACCUCCGCGUUCACACAGGGGAGCGGCCUUUCCAGUGCUCCCACUGCCCCAAGAGGUUCACGCUUGUGUCUGUUCUGGCCAGACACGAGAGGAUGCACACUGGGGAGAAACCUUUCCUAUGCUCUCAGUGCGGGAAGGGCUUUCUAUCGCAGGGAGAGCUUUCAAAACAUCACAGGUCGCACGUGGACGACAGGCCUUACUCCUGCGAUCAGUGCGACAAACGUUUUAAGAGCAAGAAAACGCAGCAGGAACAUAUCGUCACCCACACCGGCGCCCGCCCGUACCCCUGCACCGUCUGCGGGAAGGGCUUCACCAAACCAUACGCACUGACCAGACACAACCUCAUCCACACAGGAGAGAGGCCGUUCCCCUGCACUCACUGCGAGAAGUCGUUCCUCACCCUCAGCGAGGCUCAGCUGCACCAGCGUAUUCACACGGGGGAGAGGCCGUACCCCUGCAACAGCUGUGAGCUGAAGUUCAAGAGCUCGUCGGAGCUGGCGCGACACAAGAGAAGCCACUCUGGGUUGAAGCCACUGAAGCCGUACUGUGAGCAGUGCAUGAAAACGUUUCCGUCUAAGGCCAAGCUGAAGAAACACAUGGAGAAACACGUGGAAGAGGGUGAGGCAGCAAAGUCUGUAGACCCUUUACAGCCUAAGGAAUCAAAUCAGUAAAUGAAUAAUGGAGACUGUCAUUGUUUAAAAGGAGUGGACUUAUGAAUAAGAAUGUAAACAGGAUGCUUGAGUUCAAAUAAUAAGCUUUAUCACAUUUUAUCAGGAGGGAAAUGUGUCCGCAGCUACAUCUUCACUGUACGGUCUUCCAUCAAGUGUGGACAUAGAUUUGGUACAACCUUCUAGCUUUCAUUACAUUUUUAAACACAUCAUUUUAAUAGAUUAGUUUUUCAUACAAGAAUCUUUUCUCUAUCAUUUUCAUUUUGCUUUAAAGAUUGCAAAUGGAGUUUGCAGAAGUUUGUUUGUUUGUUUGAAAAGAAAAUUACAGGUGUUCAUUAUACACUCCAUUUAUUUCUGUUUUUCUCUGAAACAUGAUAUAUUGCAUUUGUGAGGUGCACGGUUCAAUUUCUGGUUUAAAUGAAUACAAAAAGAAAGCAAAAAAAGGGGACAUCUACCGUCAAUUAUUUUUAAACCCAACCAACAACUCUUAAUUGAAUGAUUUUGACAUUAAAACCAUGUGAUUACAGUGAAUUAAAAAAUGUGCAUGGUAUACUCUAGACAACCCAGCUGCAACUAAAAUGAAAACCUGUAUCAUGUUACGCAAUAAAACAUAUCUUU
Notothenia coriiceps (black rockcod) is the source of this 3739-nucleotide messenger RNA. Its product is annotated as zinc finger protein 502. The coding region runs from base 95 to 3124 and encodes 1009 amino acids. Gene Ontology annotation, cellular component: nucleoplasm; nucleus. Gene Ontology annotation, biological process: regulation of transcription by RNA polymerase II. Gene Ontology annotation, molecular function: DNA-binding transcription activator activity, RNA polymerase II-specific; DNA-binding transcription repressor activity, RNA polymerase II-specific; RNA polymerase II cis-regulatory region sequence-specific DNA binding. Lineage: Eukaryota; Metazoa; Chordata; Actinopteri; Perciformes; Nototheniidae. The transcript is spliced from 9 exons. The record is from RefSeq and is a predicted model, not a curated record.